Leptidea sinapis is the source of this 7540-nucleotide messenger RNA. It is a transcript of the gene EcR, whose product is annotated as ecdysone receptor. The transcript is spliced from 9 exons. The record is from RefSeq and is a predicted model, not a curated record. The coding region runs from base 502 to 2037 and encodes 511 amino acids. Gene Ontology annotation, cellular component: nucleus. Gene Ontology annotation, molecular function: RNA polymerase II cis-regulatory region sequence-specific DNA binding; zinc ion binding; ecdysone binding. Gene Ontology annotation, biological process: negative regulation of transcription by RNA polymerase II; cell differentiation; ecdysone receptor signaling pathway. NCBI's taxonomy places the organism in Eukaryota, Metazoa, Arthropoda, Insecta, Lepidoptera, Pieridae.
GUUGUGUGCGUGAGGUUGUCUGUGUGAGUGAGCGAGGCUCGUCGCGGCGGCGCGAACAUUCAGUCGACAACCGGCGACCGCGAGCCAACCGCGUUGUCAUACUGUACUUCCUCGCUCCAUCCAUCCAAGCAGCCAAGCAAGGGUUCGCGUGAGCUCCCGCCGCGCCCGCGACUAACCGUGUCAGUUCCUCUACCCGUGUGGUGUGUGACUCCGGCCGACCGGGACCAGCCGGCCACGUGCUGUGACAGUGAAAUCGUGGUUCCGAUUGCGGAUGUGCAGUGAUGGAUAAGUAAGACAAGCGCUACGCGAACAAGUUUCGUGUUAUUUUCGGAGUAGCAAGUGUGGAUCGUCAAAAUUGAGCCCAAACUGUAUUUAGAUUAUAACGCCACCCCGCUAUUCGCCUCAGAAAACGCAACCAGUGACGUGUGGGUGUCAGGCGUCGGAGGUGGCGGGGUGGUAGCGGGGGGCGGGACCCGCGUCGCAGCAUGCGGUAACAGCGGCAUGGACCUGAAGCACGAGGUAGCGUACCGCGGGCUGGCGGGCCAAGUGAAGGUCGAGCCCGGAGUGCCGGUACACAGCGGUCUGCCCGUCAACGGACACGCACGCGACUGGAUGGCCGGCGGAGGCUCGCCCUCGCCCGGAGCGGCGCACGCGCAGCCUAACGGAUACUCCUCGCCGCUCUCCUCCGGCAGCUACGGACCGUACAGCCCCAAUGGAAAAAUAGGUCGCGAAGAGCUGUCUCCAGCAUCGAGUAUCAAUGGCUGCAGCACGGAUGGUGAGGCCAGGCGGCAGAAGAAAGGCCCGGCGCCACGGCAGCAGGAGGAACUGUGUCUCGUGUGUGGAGACAGGGCGUCGGGAUACCACUACAACGCUCUCACCUGUGAAGGCUGUAAAGGGUUCUUCAGGAGGAGCGUCACUAAAAAUGCGGUGUAUAUUUGUAAGUUCGGUCACGCCUGUGAGAUGGAUAUGUAUAUGCGAAGAAAAUGUCAGGAAUGCAGGUUGAAGAAAUGUUUGGCGGUUGGCAUGAGGCCCGAAUGCGUGGUUCCUGAGCCGCAGUGCGCGUUGAAAAGGAAAGAGAAGAAGGCACAAAGGGAGAAAGACAAAUUACCAGUGAGUACGACGACAGUUGACGAUCACAUGCCGCCUAUGAUGCAAUGUGAUCCGCCGCCACCAGAUGCCGCGAGAGUCCACGAAGUGGUCCCGCGGUUUCUAUCGGAGAAGCUUCUGGAACAGAACCGACUGAAGAACAUACCGCCACUGACGCCCAACCAACAGUUCCUGAUCGCGAGGCUGGUGUGGUACCAGGACGGCUAUGAGCAACCUUCUGAAGAAGACCUAAAAAGAGUUACACAGACCUGGCAACAAAGCACAGAAGACGACGACGGGGAUACAGACGUAGCGUUCCGACAGAUCACUGAGAUGACCAUUCUAACGGUACAACUCAUUGUGGAGUUCGCUAAAGGCUUGCCUGGCUUUGGAAAAAUAUCACAACCAGAUCAAAUUACUUUACUAAAGGCGUGUUCAAGCGAAGUGAUGAUGUUGAGAGUUGUGCGGCGAUACGACGCGGCCACUGAUAGCAUAUUGUUCGCCAACAACGAGGCGUAUACUCGCGACAACUACCGCAAGGCUGGCAUGUCCUACGUCAUCGAGGAUCUACUGCACUUCUGCCGAUGCAUGUACUCUUUGUCCCUCGAUACCGUCCAUUACGCGCUGCUUACGGCUAUUAUAAUCUUCUCAGAUCGGCCUGGUCUAGAGCAGCCGCAGCUAGUGGAGGAGAUCCAGAGAUACUACCUGACCACACUGCGGAUGUACAUCAUGAACCAGUUCAGCGCUUCACCCAAGUGCGGGGUGCUGUUCGGCAAGAUUCUUUCCGUGCUGUCCGAAGUGCGCACACUGGGCAACCAGAACUCCAACAUGUGCAUCUCCCUGAAGCUCAAGAACAGGAAGCUGCCGCCGUUCCUCGAGGAGAUCUGGGACGUGGCGGACGUGUCUACAGCGCAGCCUCCCCCCAUUAUCGAUAGCCCCGUCGACCUCUAGCCUCAGCGCUGCGUCAGACAACGAGACCAUGGGCUGGUCUAAGCCCCACACAUCCAGGAGAGAAACGCUCAUAGACUGGUUAGUUUUAGUGAAGUGCACGAACAUUGACGUCAUCCGCCUCUGGCCGGCGUGACGGCGGAGUGACGACGCGUGCGAGAUUAGUGAAUAUAUUGUGCUGUUGAACGUUCGAAGUAUAUUUAGUGUUGUGCCGCGGCGUCGACCUGCGAUAAGUACUUUUUUUAUUUCAUUUACGACUGGAUAAUGAGUUGGUCACUCGCUACUAUGUGUGAUAAUAUAAGUACACCUUGAGAUGGAAGUGUGAGUGUUAUAGUUUAAUAUAUGGAGAGUUUCUAUUGGAAGUAAAAAGUUUUGAAAGUUAUGUUUAUUUAAACGAAAUUAACGGAACUUUUCGAUUAUUUAUAUAUAUUUGUGGCAGAUGGUUCGCGAUGUUGACUGUUGAUGUGUUUGUUUGAUUUAAAUGCCCCGUGGUCAAACUUCGUCGGAGCUAAGUAGCACUCCAUAGAGUCUAAUUUCUAAUUUGUAAGUGCAAUAAUAUUUAUACUGUUAGAUUUAAACAAAGCAUUAACUUUUAGCGAAAUGUGCUAGGUCUAAAAGAUUUCAUAGUACAAUGUAAUGGUGUUGUCGAUGAAAUUCUGUAUGGUAUAUAUACCCAUAGUUGAAAGAGAAUGUUUUACUCGUCAAUUUGUAAGUUUGACCACGUGUACGGGCUGACUGUUUGUUUAUAUAUAGUUUAUAUCACACGUUAUCACAUCCUGUCGAUUUGAGUUCCGAUACAUUAAUGUCCUGUCCCAUGUGUAUACAUAAUUAUAAUUUAUCGCUGUGAUUACAUUUACAUUUUGAAAUAUCUUAUGUAGGUUGAAUUAAGUGCGUCUUAUUACCAUUUAGGUAUGCUACCAUCGACAGUAGCUUUCAUAUUAUAGUCAUCGACCGUUUCUCAGUUGUAAAAUAUAAGUAUGUUCAGAGUGAUAUGUUUCUGUAUGUCAGUCUAGAAUAUCGAUUUUCUUCACAAUUGUACGGUCAGCAAGAACAUGUGAAACGUAAUUUAAACUCAUUUAACAUGUUAAUAUUUGAAAUUUGUAUUAUAUUUACCGAGUUAUGUUUUUGCUGACUGUACAAGUUUGAUAUUGCUUGUUAUUACUUAAGCAACAUUAACAUACCGUACCGUAAGUCGCCUAAACAGUAAAUAUAUAGACUUUUCGUGUCAUUUUCCUUACUGGAGAUAGAUUUGGCUUGCAAUGUACAAAAGAUAAAAUAUACUCGGGUAACGUCGGGUGCAUUUUAAUGGCAGCUGUUUCAUUGAAGGUAGAUUAGUAACGGCCCUUUUAUUUUAAUAAUUAGUAUUCCAACCUUUCUAUAAGUUUGACUAACAAACAGUUUUAAGUAAUUUAAAAUGGCAGCUAUUAUUGGAAUUCUUAUUUAUUCUUUCUUUCUUUCCUACGACUUUGGCCGAGCUUAAUCAUGGGAACAAUAUUGGUAUAGAAAUUAACAAAAGCACUCAACGUUACCUCACCAGCCAAGUCCUCCUCCAAUACUUGUGAUAUAUCGAUGUACACAACAAAUUAACUGGAACCAAUUGGAAACACAUACAAAAUGCCUUAAUUCGCGUUACCUGUACUCAUGUACCUACGUUGUUGAUGUAUGUCAUAGUAUAUAGAACAUAAAUUAUCGAUCUCAAUACCGUAAGCGUUGUUAAAUCGUUAAGCGUUCACGACUCAUUUGCCGUUUGUAAACGUAAACAAUAUAUACGAAAAUUUACCUUAUGUUCAUUUGAUAUCAUUUGAAAUUAUUUGCAGAUCGUUGUAAUAGUAAAGGUCAAUUUCGAAUGUAACGCCCACGUGUUAGAAAUGGCGUCAGCGUGACGUCAGUAUGUAAACAGUACUGUUGUUUGAUUAUACCUGGAAGUAUAGGGUUACUUUUGAAACAUAAACCAUAUCGAUCUACUAUCAAUUAGUUCCUUUAUCUCAAAUUUAAAUAUCAAUUAAAAAACAAAAACUCAAAUUAUAUUUGUGUUUCCAUAGUAACCACGAUGACGUCACAAGAUGGCGGCCAUCUCAUUGCGCGGGUAUUAUAUAACUGAAACUUCCUUCAUGUUUGUAUUCUAGAACGCCUCUUAAUACGUAAUCAGUGUUUUGUUUCAUUUAUGUACAGUUAAGACGCUAAACAACGGAUUUUGAUCACGGAUUACGUCGUGAGAGGCAUUCUAGAAUAGUUAACUUGGUAAUAUAUUUUAUAUAGAUGGUAAUGUGUUUACGAUCAAACGAAUCACAACUCUAAGAUAUCGCUAAAUAUAAUGAUAGUGUAUAAUCGUUGUGCAGUGUCCGUCUUAAAAUUGUUCGUUGUGUGUCGCGAAACAGACUAAUCGUUAAUUAUAGUAAUAAAACGCGUUUCAUCUCAGAACUCUCGCGAAAUCUUCAAUACCCUUAAUUGAUAAUUAAUUAAAUAAUAAGGCCGUGUUUGCGUGUUGAAUGUCUUCUUGGCAUGCCAUUAAAUGUAAAUUUACACGACGUAUGUUUGUGGUUUUUGAUGCAUUUGUAAUAAUUACGUGUAAAGCCUUCGUGAGACGAUCGAACCGGCACCGCGGAUCGCUCGCUAGUUCGCUUCGAGACAAUUUUUCGACUUAUUUAUAAUCGUAGAGGUAGGACGUUAAAAAAUAGAUUUACAAAAGCACAAACUGAGUGUCUUAGCUGUGUCUGUUAGCGGCGUAUUAACUACACACUGCCAUUUAAAACGUAUUCCCACGCGCUCGGUGUGAAUGUGAACGGUGUGUAUCGACAUCGUAUCGGUCUGACAUUUGGAGUGACUGCACUCCGCGAAUAACUUUACGCUAUUCGAUGCCUUAUGGCUCAGGUGUUAAGGUGUGAAUCGCAUCGCAUACUUUGCAUCUGAGUAAGUAACAAAACUGCCAUUCGAUAAGUAAUAAUUAUUGUAAUCAUUCGCUAGCCGUUCAUACUAGCUUCGUAGAGACCGGUGUCCGCGGGUGCGCUCUCGUAUUUGAUACAUAUUAUUCAAUUUCGAAGUUGUAAUAGAUUUACUAAGUAUUUAAUAGUCUCGCACGAGAUAAGUAUUGAGAUACCGUAAAAUAAUUUGUGUCUUAGCCGUUAAUGACAUUAGUGUGACGUUAAGUUUAUAUCGCUUAUGAAUGUAAGCUCGGCCAUGUUGGAGGGGAUUCCACGCCGGACGGAACGAAGAACGACACGAGAAGACUGCGCAUGCGCAACCGUUGACGGAUCAACUGUUCUAUUACCAACCACUGACUUAGAAUAUGCUAGCGUAUAGACAGCCCGUUACCAAUUUUGAUUUCUCAAUAUGUGCGUUACGUAGUGGUAAACUUUACCAGUGGGAGGCUCCUUUGCACAGGAAGUCGGCUAGAUUAUGGGUACCACAACGGCGUCUAUUUCUGCCGUGAAGCAGUAAUGUGUAAACAUAACUGUGUUUCUGCCUGAAGGGCACCGUAGCUGGUGAAAUUACUGGGCAAAUAAGACUUAACAUCUUAUGUCUCAAUGUGACGAGCGCAAUUGUAUUGUGUUGUGUGCCGCUCAGAAUUUUUGGGCUUUUCAAGAAUCCUCAGCGGCACUGCAUUGGCCGUAUCAUAUUAGUUGAACGUCCUGCUCGUCUCGUCCCUUAUUUUCAUAAAAAUAACACCUCCCAGCCCGAUAAUUUGUGACCAAUUUUGAUUUGGCAAUAUGUGCGUUACUUAGAGGUAAUUUAGUUUAAUAUUCAAAAUACUAAGGAGCUAUACCGACCGUGGCUGACUGUUGAUGACUUAACAAUAAAAAUCGAUUACACUUACAAUAGAUUCGCUAUUCUUUUCUAUCUUGCUGUAUCUUCGUUAGAAAUGUUUUCCCACGCUUUGUCUGUCUAUACGCUAGUAUAUGUUACCAACGCUUUUACAAAGCACUUUCUGUCGAGAAACACUGCAACAGUAACCAAGUGACCAAUUCUGGCACGACGUCUGACUAGCGGCAGACAAGUGCCCACGAAACUUUGUACAUAAAACCCUUUAGAUUUUAUUGUCAUAUGUUUGACAUAUGUUUAAUUUUAUUCAUCUAAUAAAGUACAGAUGGCUGUUGUUAUUUUUAUAUUAUUUGGGUAGAUAUAUAUUUUUUUUGUAAAAGACCACUGUAUUUAUCUUUUCUAAGCUUUGUAAGCGUUAGGACUUAAUAUUGUGGAGCUGCGAUUAUUGUGAUUGAAAAAUUGAAUUAUUAUUUACGUUCAUAUGCGUAUUCGAUUCGACAAAAUCGUUCUAAAUAUCGUUAUUUGAGAGUGCAAUAUGUACAAAUAUUUACAUAUAUGAAUUGUACAGUAAUUUUAGUUUUAAUUUCGUCGGCGUACAUUCUAUACUUGUUAUGCCGACAGUACAUCAGAUGGCAUAAUAAACGAUAUCACAGUGGGUUGGGACCCCAACUUAUUAAACUAAUAUGUUUACUUAAGCUUAAGUGAUUAAUUUUUACAUAGAAGUGAUAGGUGACCGUUAUAUUUAAAUUUGCUAAUUUUGUGUAGCAGAUUAGAUUUGUUUACUAUAAGGUAAUGUACAUUUCUGAAUUGAUUUAAAAGUGAUUUAGUUGUUAUUUAGAAUCGAAUUUUUAUAAGUAUGGCAGCCUCAGCCUCCGAAACCAGUGCGACUGCAAUUUCCGAUUGAAAUUUAUCCGUUCUACUAACAAGCUAAAGUCGACUCUAAUUUAUAUAACAGUGGAAUACUUUUACGUUGUAUUCUUUGACUGUAUGGUAGCUUCGACUGCAGAAAGCAACUCACAGUACUUAAAGAUUGGAUAAAACUGCUGUUUAGUUCUAAAUUUCCCGGCCUUUUUAUGUUCAGUUUGGGAGUACCUGUUAUUAUAAAAUUUUGAAAAUUGUCAGUUAGGGCAUUAUUAUUAACUUUAAUCAUAGAAAUUAUUUAUUUUCAUGGAAGUUACAGAAGUAUUGAAAAUGAUCUAGAACUAAUUAUCAGUUUUAACCAGUGCUUUAAAUAUUUUGUCUGCAGAAAAUACCUUAAGUCUGAAUAAGUUGAUAUCUAAUGGUUGUUUCCAAUAAAAUAUUUUCCCUGUCCGUAUAGUUAAUGUCAUUUAAGUAACCGCCAGUAUUGUACAUAAGUGCUAUUAUUCUAGAAUUGGUUACAUGACGAAAAAAAGAGAUAGAUAGACGUGCUGUGGAUCAGUGACACAUAUCUAUCUGCGGACAGGGAUAUAUAGAUACUGGAAACGCCAAAACCGCCAUUUUAGCUCUACGAGAUAACGCGUUGUAACUUUUAUUUGCAUCAUAAUACUUAUUGCCUUAGUAAUGUUAUAUUAUUUAACUGCAGCGGUGAAGAGAAUUAGAUAUAGAAACAGACAUGACUAUGUUAAAAUUUUAGAGAGUCAACUUUUAUAAAAGAUAUAAUAUCUAUUAAACAAAUGAUGAAAAGGUGUGUACAAAAAGAGGAAAUUUGUAUGAAACAUUGUUAUGCGAAUAAACUUACACCUCAAUAUAAAAUUUAAAAAUAUUA